Sarcophilus harrisii (Tasmanian devil) is the source of this 4057-nucleotide messenger RNA. RefSeq names its product forkhead box C1 (gene FOXC1). The record is from RefSeq and is a predicted model, not a curated record. The transcript has a single exon. Gene Ontology annotation, molecular function: DNA-binding transcription factor activity, RNA polymerase II-specific; RNA polymerase II cis-regulatory region sequence-specific DNA binding. Lineage: Eukaryota; Metazoa; Chordata; Mammalia; Dasyuromorphia; Dasyuridae. The coding region runs from base 847 to 2589 and encodes 580 amino acids. Gene Ontology annotation, biological process: anatomical structure morphogenesis; regulation of transcription by RNA polymerase II; cell differentiation.
AGGGGGAAAAAAGUAAGUGCGUAAAAAAGUCCUUGCCUGGGUGACGGAUGCUCAAAAGUUCAGAAGUUUUCCCAAUGCUUCCUUAAGCGGCCCGCGCGCGCGCUCGAGAGAAGGAGAGAGAGAGAGAGAAAGAGAAAGAGAGGGAGAGAAAGAGGGAGAGGGAGAAGAGACCGGGGGAAAAAAGUUGACGCUGGGACAUCGAGAAGGUGGAUUUUUCUCUCCUCCCCCUCCCCCAGCGCCAAGCCAUCCCCUUGGUUAUUUUUCCUCCCUUGCAGGCCACUUGUUGCAGAUUCCCGUGAAAGGCGCUGGGAGUGUGACAGACGCUUUGGCGAGAAGUGGUGCUUUCCUUUUUCUACUUCUGUUUUUUUUUUUUUUAAUUUUUUUUUUCCAUUUGCCCUGGGAAGCUGCUUCACGAGUUUGUCCUGGGCCGUUUUCUUCUUCCUUGUCUGGACUCGCUCUUUUUUCAUCACCACCCCCUGCACCGUCCCCUCGUCUCCUGUGUCCCCGCCACGCCUGCCUCGUCCCAGGCGAAGAAGAGAAGAGGCUCUACUCAAGGAGAAGGGUGUUUGUGGCCGAAGGAGGCGAAAGGGGGCGGGUGGGCCUGGGGUAGUGUGGUGCCGAAAAGAUUGGAGAGGAGAGUGCCAAAGGGAAGGAGUGAGUCCAAGAGUGAAGGACUGAGACACACGGGUCGAGUGAAAGCACUCGAGCCCAAGGACUUGGACUUGGCGGCUCCGCUCGGCUCAGCUCGAUUCGGCUCGGCCGGAGGGCCGGAGGAAGGGUGGGGGGGAGGCGGGCGAAGGGGGGGCGGGGGGCGAACGGCGAGCGAAGCAGCACCGGGCUGAGGCCAUGCAGGCGCGCUACUCCGUGUCCAGCCCCAACUCCCUGGGAGUGGUGCCUUAUCUCGGCGGGGAGCAGAGCUACUACCGGGCGGCCGCGGCCGCUGCCGGGGGCGGCUACACAGCCAUGCCGGCCCCCAUGAGUAUGUAUUCCCAUCCGGCCCACGAGCAGUAUCCCGGCAGCAUGGCCCGCGCCUAUGGGCCUUACACCCCGCAGCCUCAACCCAAGGACAUGGUGAAACCCCCUUACAGCUAUAUCGCUCUCAUUACCAUGGCCAUACAGAACGCCCCAGACAAAAAGAUUACUCUGAACGGCAUCUAUCAGUUCAUUAUGGACCGCUUCCCUUUCUACCGGGACAAUAAGCAGGGCUGGCAGAACAGCAUCCGGCACAACCUCUCGCUCAACGAGUGCUUCGUCAAGGUGCCCCGGGACGACAAGAAACCCGGCAAAGGCAGCUACUGGACCCUCGACCCGGACUCUUACAACAUGUUCGAGAACGGCAGUUUUCUUCGGCGGCGGCGGCGCUUUAAGAAGAAAGAUGCGGUCAAAGACAAGGAGGAGAAGGACCGUCUACACCUCAAGGAGCAAUCCCAGCAGCAAUCCCACCACCAGCCCCCUCCCCGGCAGCAGCAGCAGCAGCAGCAACAACAACAACAGCAGCAAUCAGAGCAAGCCGAAAGCGGCUCGGCAGGGGGCUCGGGCAGUGGAAGUUCACAGCAGCAGCAGCAGCAGCCGGUGAGAAUUCAGGAUAUUAAGACAGAGAAUGGUACGUGCUCCUCACCACCUCAGCCACUAUCUCCAGCCGCGGCUGCUCUCGGUGGCAACAGCAGUGCUGCGGUCCCUAAAAUCGAGAGCCCCGAUAGUAGCAGCAGCAGCCUGUCCAGCGGCAGCAGCCCCCACGGCAGUAUCCCUUCGAACAGGUCCCUGAGCUUAGACGCGGGAGAGCACACACCGCAGCCGCAGUCGCAGCCGCCGCAUACGCAGCAGCAGCAACAUAGCCAAGGCUUCAGCGUGGACAACAUCAUGACCUCGUUGCGGGGCUCGCCGCAGGGCUCGUCCUCGGAGCUUAGUUCCAGUCUUCUGGCCUCCUCCGCUGCCACUUCAUCUAGGACGGGCAUUCCUCCCUCCCUCUCACUCAGCGGCUUCUCCCCAGGACAGAGUUCCAUCUACAGCUCCCCAUGCAGCCAAAGCACCAACGCCAGCAGCGCUAGCGGCGGAGGUGGCGGCAGUGCUGGCGGAGGAGGCGGCGGAGGCGGCGGCGGCGGUGGUGGUACUGGGGGAGCCGGGACCUACCACUGCAACAUGCAAGCCAUGAGCCUGUACGCUGCUGGAGAAAGGGCAGGUCACUUACAAGGCGGGCCCGGGAGCACGGGCAACUCAGCAGUGGACGAUCCCUUGCCCGAUUAUUCUCUGCCCCCUGUCACCAGUAGCAGCACGUCUUCCCUGAGUCACGCCGGCCAGGAGCCGAGCCAUCACCCGGCAGCCCACCAAGGGCGCCUGACCUCUUGGUACCUGAAUCAGGCGGCCGGAGACCUGGGCCACUUGGCCAGUGCGGCCGCGGCAGCCGCAGCAGCGGGAUAUCCCGCACAACAGCAGAACUUCCACUCUGUGAGGGAGAUGUUUGAGUCGCAGAGGAUUGGCUUGAACAACUCUCCGGUGAAUGGGAAUAGCAGCUGUCAAAUGGCCUUUCCUUCCAGCCAGUCGCUCUACCGCACGUCAGGGGCUUUUGUCUAUGACUGCAGCAAGUUUUGACCAAAACAAAGCAGCAAAACAGCCCCCUCCCCCGAAAAAAAUUCAGAUCCAAAACCGAAACCAAAAAAAUUAAAAUCCCCAAUUAAAAAACCUAAACUUUUAAACUUCACUUACAAGCCAGCAGAAUGUCUCCCAAAAUAAAGCCUACCAAAAAAAGCACAAAGAAAACUGUAUUUUCUUAAUUAAUUUGAGAGCCAUUUUGCUCUCCCUAAGUAAACCAAACUGUAAAGUAUUUUGUACAGAGACAGCAAAAUCUUGGUUUGUUAAAGGACAGUGUUACUCCAGAUAACACGUAAGUUUCUUCUUGCUUUUCAGAGAUCGUUUUCCUUCCCCUUUAACGUCUUUCCUUCAACCCUCAACCUCCAUCCUUAAGAUAUUAUUUUAUCCUAUGUUUAAAGGGAGGGGAGGGAAUUCCCAUAUACUGCAGUUGCUUUCUCCUCGUCCCCCCAUGGACUUGUUUUAAAAUGUAAAUUGCAAUAUAGUAAUUUAUUUUUAAUGUGUAGUGGGAUGUUGUGGACCAAACGCCAGAAAGUGUUUCCAAAAACUGACGUUAAAUUGCCUGAAACUUUGAAUUGUUUUUUUUUUUUCAUUAUAAAAGGGAAACUGUAUUAAUCUUAUUCUAUCAAUCAUUUUUUUCUUUUUGUUGAACAUAUUCUGAAGGUAUUGCAUUGUUUGUUUAUUAAUAAAUUUACCAUUCAAUUUGAAUGAGACUUUAGAGUCUGGAUAUUUUAAUACAUCUUUAAUUAGUUUAAGGAAAAGAGAUUUAAUGGUAGAAGGCUCGAAUUUCCUAACUCUCUGAGAAGAAAAAAAAUUCCAGUGUCAAACCUCAAAUCCAAAAAAGUGCCCAAUCUCCUGCAAUAUGUUCCGUGCAGUAAAUUUGCUUUAUGACUAGGAAAAAGAAAUACUUUCCUGAGCAGAUAUAACCUGGCAAAUAAACAAACAUGUUUUCUCAGUGAUGAAGUAACACAAUCUGGAAAUAUUAAGUACAUGAAGGAGCAACAAUAUUGCCGUAUGUAUUGGUAUAUGUCUAGAGAGGAAAGGUAUCUGUAGAGACUUCCAGUCAUAUUGAAGUGAAUACAUGACUCAUUUUGUCUAGAAUAUACAAUGGUAAUGUAUAUUACAUAUCCUUGUGGGAAGAAAGUGCUCAAUAGUUCUUUUUUUUUCUAUGAAAUCUAGUCCUAAAUGAGGAAAUUUAUAUAUGGGGAAGGGGGAGGGAGAGGGAGAGGGGAAAAAAGAGGGAGGGAAGGAAGAAAGGAGAGAGAGAGACCUAGAUUUGCAGUCCUUCGUGCCUUAACAUAGAUGAAUUUUUUAAAAUUCCUACUAUUUUAUUGAAAAGGAAUAAUUAAUCUUUUAUGGGAAACUGUUUUAGAAGAUCUGUUUGAAGAACAGUUAAUUAUUGUUAAAACAUGAAAAAACAACAGAAUUUAUAAAUGUGUAGAUUAAGGACUAAGGCAAAAAAAAAAAAAAA